Molecule: messenger RNA, 1437 nt
Organism: Anthostomella pinea
Lineage: Eukaryota; Fungi; Ascomycota; Sordariomycetes; Xylariales; Xylariaceae
Source: the annotation of a GenBank genome assembly
AUGAGCGAAGAAUCAGGAGCAGAAGCGGGAUCGGACCAACGGUUCCUGCCGUACCAUGAGCCAGGCGUUGUCGACAUCUUGAUCCUAGUGUCUUUUUUCACCUUCCUCUGGCUGGCCGAGUACAUCUCGACCAAGUUCAUCCGAGCUGGGCUCAUUGGCCUCAUAGCCGUAGGGAUCAUCUACGGUCAACCUCUUGCGAACAUCCUGCAACAUGACUGGCAGGAGACGUUCCUCUACCUAGGCUACAUCGGCUUGAUCCUCAUCAUCUUCGAAGGCGGCCUGACAGCCCGUCUAGAUCUCCUACGGGCCAACAUCGGGCUCAGCACUGCGGGUGCCGCGACCGGCGUCACUUUCAUCAUAGGAGCCGCACUAUCAGCCACGAGUCUGGGAACGACAUUCGCAGUCAUAGCUGGAGCUUCGAAGACCGUGGAUUUGAGCCAAACACGAGUUGGCGCUGUCCUGGUCAGUGCCGCUGUUAUUGACGAUGUCACGGGCCUGGUCAUGUCCAGCGUCAUCCACGACUUGGGCGAUAUCUCGAGUGGCGGCGAGAGCCUGGGUUGGCUCAUCGGGCGACCUAUCCUCGCUUCUGCGGCUAUGGCUAUUCUGACGCCUUUGCUAUCGAAGUUUGCGCUUGCGCCGUUCUUCCGGAAGUUCCUUGAGCGGCGGUUUGCGAAUACGUACCUCUUCACCGCACCAACAUGCGGAGCCGGGACUUCCGUAUUGUUCGGAGCAUUCCUCGCAGGAUCCUUUCUGUCAUACCUGCCAUCCAAGCACCCCGAAGGACCCUUCGUGGUGCUGGACAGGGAAGAAGGAGAGAGGAACAAGGACAAGAGCCCGACGUUCAUCCAUACCUUCGAGUACUACUGCCUUGAGUUCCAGAAGUUCGUCCUUGAGCCGCUCUUCUUCGCCAGCAUCGGUUUCGCCAUCCCGUUCCUGGAUCUCUGGACCGGUAGCGCCAUCUGGCACGACGUCGUCUACACACUACUUAUGCUCACUAAAUUCAUUGUUGGGAUAUGGAUUCCGAUCUGGGCUUCAUUUACGAAACCUUCUGCGCAACCGGCUGGUGAAAUCAGCGGCAGUCGUAUGGAAAACGCGGUCUCGGGCGACGAAGAGGAUCCAUCAGCGGCAGCGCAAACAGCAGGGCGCGCGGCGCAAUUGAAGGCCGCGAUAUCGCCUGGACUCUUACUCGGGAUGGCGAUGGUGGCUCGGGGGGAGAUUAGUCUGCUGAUAGUGGAGAUCGGAUAUAAUAACACGCCGUAUGUCUCGCGGGCUGGCUUUCUGACGGCGAUAUGGGCUACACUACUGAAUACGAUAUUGGGUCCUAUUGCUGUUGGCUUGCUGGUUAAGCGGAAUGGGGAAGCUAUUGGGAAGGGUGAUUGGGGGCUUGUGAAGGGACCGAACCAGGAAAUGGAAGAGAGCCGAAAUGGGGGCGCUUGA